CGCGCACAUUUAAGCCGGGGGCGCGACUCCCGCGCACCAGUUCGUGUCCUAUCCUCAGAGAAUAAACUGACUACGACCACCAUGAAAGUCAAACCGGAAACCUCCGUGGGCAUGAUCGACCCGUCGCUACUUCUGCGGCCGGAGAAGGUGUACGAUGACAAGCCGGUGACUGCUUUCCGGGACUACUCCGUGGACGACGAGGACCCUAUCAAGCAGCGCGUGCGCAGGACGUACUACACCAUGCACACACACACCACCGUCGACUUUGUCAAAGGCAAGAUGGAGAAGUGGCUCAAGUUCAACCACUUCAAGUCGACGAUAAAGGACGCGCUGAUCCGACUGAACGAACUGGUGGACGAGUCGGACCCCGACACCGACCUUCCUAACAUCGUGCACGCGUUCCAGACCGCAGAGCGCAUCCGCCAGGACCACCCCGAGGACGACUGGUUCCACCUCACGGGGCUCAUCCACGAUCUGGGCAAGGUGAUGGCCUUUUACGGCGAGCCGCAGUGGUGUGUCGUGGGCGAUACCUUCCCCGUGGGUUGCAAGUGGGGGCCCAGCAUCGUCUACGGCGACGAUAGCUUCAAGGAUAACCCCGACACCUAUAACCCCAAGUACAACACGGAGUACGGCAUGUACGAGCCUCAGUGCGGCAUCGAGCGGCUGAUGAUGUCGUGGGGGCACGACGAGUACCUCUACCGCGUCCUACUACACAACAAGUCUACGCUGCCUAAGGAGGCGCUCUACAUGAUCAGGUACCACUCGUUCUACCCGUGGCACGCGGGCGGCGACUAUCAGCACCUCAUCACUGAGAAAGACGACUACAUCAAAGAAGCUGUGCUGAAGUUCAAUCAAUAUGACUUGUACACGAAGAGCGCGGGCAUCCCCGACAUCGAGGCGCUGUGGCCAUACUACGAGGGUCUCAUCGACAAGUACAUUCCCGGCGAGCUCGAGUGGUAGACAUCUGCUCACGUCUGACUAACACGACCUGUCUUUGUCUGUUUUAUAUGAUAAUAUUUGUAAAUACUAUGUUGUAAAAUAACACUUGAUCGUUUA
Papilio machaon (common yellow swallowtail) is the source of this 1056-nucleotide messenger RNA. Its product is annotated as inositol oxygenase-like. Gene Ontology annotation, biological process: inositol catabolic process. Bases 82 to 960 code for a protein of 292 amino acids. Gene Ontology annotation, cellular component: cytoplasm. Lineage: Eukaryota; Metazoa; Arthropoda; Insecta; Lepidoptera; Papilionidae. The transcript has 6 exons. The record is from RefSeq and is a predicted model, not a curated record. Gene Ontology annotation, molecular function: inositol oxygenase activity; iron ion binding.